Molecule: messenger RNA, 4044 nt
Organism: Boleophthalmus pectinirostris (great blue-spotted mudskipper)
Lineage: Eukaryota; Metazoa; Chordata; Actinopteri; Gobiiformes; Gobiidae
Gene: eri2
Product: ERI1 exoribonuclease family member 2
Biological process (GO): exonucleolytic trimming to generate mature 3'-end of 5.8S rRNA from tricistronic rRNA transcript (SSU-rRNA, 5.8S rRNA, LSU-rRNA)
Molecular function (GO): 3'-5'-RNA exonuclease activity; zinc ion binding; nucleic acid binding
Source: RefSeq, a predicted model, not a curated record
UCGUAGAACAGUAUUUCAAAAGGCAGCGCGGUUUGCUCAUGGAUCUAUUCUUCUGUGAGUUUGCCCAUGAAUGAUGAAUGAACACUUCUAAUCGUGUCCUUAUUUCGGAUCAUUGGCUAAUACGGUCGAUCAAAUAUGGCUACAAAGAGAUUAGCGAAAGAACUGGGUUUACUGAGGCAACGCAGCAACAGCUCCUCUGGCUCCAAGAAACUGCUGUCAAAUCAGGUUUUCGCCUACAUCAUUGUCAUAGAUUUUGAGUCCACGUGUUGGAAGGAGAAGAACAACUAUGGCCAAGAGAUCAUUGAGUUCCCCGCGGUGCUGCUGAACACCUCCACAGGGGAGGUGGAGGCUGAGUUCCACUCUUAUGUCCAGCCUCAGGAACACCCCAUUCUGUCUGCCUUCUGCACAGAGCUCACAGGCAUCACACAGACUCAGGUGGAGGCUGGGGUCCCUCUUCAGAUCUGCCUGUCCCGCUUCAGUCGCUGGCUCCAGACUCUGCAGCAUCAGAAGGGCCUGGUGUUCUCACAACAGCACAGCACCGCGCAGCCCACAGAGGCUCCCAAACUCUGCACUUUCCUCACAUGGUCGGACUGGGACCUGGGCGUGUGUCUGCUCUAUGAAUGUAAACGCAAACAGAUCACCAGACCCUCAGCGCUCAACAGCUGGAUCGACCUGAGGAGCACCUACAGGCUCUUUUACAACAGAAAACCCAAAGGUCUGAACGGAGCUCUGCAGGAUUUGGGAAUACAGUUUGAAGGCCGGGAACACUCAGGGCUGGACGAUGCGCGGAACACGGCACAGUUAGCGGCGCGCAUGAUGAGAGAGGGCUGUGUGCUCAGAGUCACCCGCAGUCUGGACCGGAUUCCACUGGCUAAUGUCAAAGCACCACCUGAAACCAAGAAACCAGAUAAACAGAAUGAAGCAAAGGCCCAAGGAACAGCCACCAACAAACCCUCCUCCUCCUCCAGCUUUCUCAAACCCGCUUUACACCAUCCAAACUCCACUGUAAACUCAGCUACGAGCUCAGUCCAAAGUCUAGUCUCACCAAAGACCCUCCUCAAUGAAACAACCAUAUUAAGAGAACAGUGUCAGUCAACCAGAACUUCACCUAACCUGCCUUCAGUCACUGUCAAUAUGCCUUCACUCAGCUUAACUUCCAGUACGACAGGCUGCGUCCAAGUUCUGCACCAUUCUCAACCUUCCACCUCAGAAAGCGGUUUUGAGGAGCUGGUGGUGGAGAGCGAGGAGAGAUGCGGUUCCUAUGACGACGUGAUUUUGGACUCGGACAUUUCAGAAUUUGAAAGGGCAAGCUGUUCCUCUGAAGAAUCAGUCUAUGUAGCAAAAUCGAUUAUUAUUAAUUCAGCCACAAGUGAAAAUAUAGACAAUGCAAAUCAGGACAGUGGUUUGAAGCCAGCAGUCGAGACAUGUUUUGCUGUGCCAAAACCAGUUAGCAAACCCAAAUUUCUACAGAAGAAAUGUCAGACCCCCUAUAGACUUCUAGACAAAUCUGAAACCAGUUUUAGAGAUUUGUCCAGACCACAGGUUUUGGUUCCAAAUACUCCAGUAGUUCACAAACCUAAAACUUCACAAUCUUUCUCCAUCUACAGUGAAGAAAUCUGCUCCUCAACAUCACGUCCUUCUUUCUCCAAAAGCGUCCUGUCAAACCUGUCUGUGAACAGCUCCCUGAACACGCCCGGGGUUGGGGGGGUGAGAAAAGGAGAGGGUCGAAUCACCUCUCCGCUGUGUGCGUGUGGGCGCAGGGCCAAGAGGCAGACGGUGUCCAACGGAGGGCCCAACCAGGGGAGGACCUUCUUCUGCUGCCUCGGGAGACGUUCCGGGGGCGGGGACAGAGCGCAGAGGGGGUGUGGCUUCUUUAAGUGGGAGUCGGCGGUGCUUAACCGCAGCGGUGUGGGGACAUCUGUCUUUAUGUGUCACAUGAACACAAGUGUGAGCGGGCAGCGGCACACGAGUCUGAGGAAGAGCUUUUGGACUUGAACUUAAAUCACAAUAAAUAUAAUAACAAACUAUACAAAGCUCAGCAUGAGUAGACCCCACAACAAAAACUACUACAUCUACUGUACUUUGUAUGACCUGGUUUAUUUUUAAUGACUGCUUCAAAUCUUCUAGCUGUGGAAUGAACAAGUUGGCAAUAUUUGGCAACAUCAUUCUUUUUCCAUUUUCAGCAAUGACGUCUUUCAGAGACUGGAUGUUGGAUGGAGAGUGAUGCUCAACUUGUCUCUUCAGAAUUUCCAAUGAUGUUCAGUUGGGUUCAGAUCAGGUGACAGACUUGGCCACGGAAUCACUCUCACCCUGUUCCUCUUCAGAAAGCAGCAGUGGCCUUAGAUGUUUUUUUAGGAUCAAUAUCAUGUUGGAAAAGUGCACGACGACCAAUGGCAUGAAGUGAUGGAAACAUUUCCGCUUUCAGUUUAGAGCAAUACACUCAUACAGCCCCAGAUAAGGACAGUACCCUUCAUGUUUCACUGGAGGCACCUGCAUUUUUCUUUGUAUUCCUCACCUUUGCGACGCCAUACAGUGUUGAAGCCAUCAGCCCAAAAAGAUUGAUCUUGGUCUCAUCACUCCAGAGUACAGAGUCUCAGCAGCCAUCAUCUUUGUCAGCAUGGGUUUUGGAAAACUCUACACAGGCUUUUUUAUGACUGAGCUUUAGGAGAGGUUUCUUUUGAGGAAGACACCCAUGCAUGCCUUUCCUCCUCACUGUACAGCUCAUUAUGUCACUGGCAACCGUUGCCCCAGUUUGGCUUUCUACUUCCUUAGAUGAUUGAAGGGAACUUGCAUGCUGAUUUUCUUCAACCAUUCUCAUCAGAAGACGCUCCUGUUGAUGUGUUCACUUCCAUGGCCGACCUGGACGUCUCUGUGAGAUGGUUGCACUUCCAUCUUUCUAAGAACAUGGAGAAAAAUCCCGCACACCGUCUUACUUGCAAAUUGUGAGAUUUAUUAGGACAAACCGUGCAACGUUUCGGCACUAGGCCUUCGUCAGGCAAACAGAAUGAGUGCUCAGGUGGCCAUCUUAAAUAGGGUGUGGCAAGCACCCAAGGGUGACAGGUCAUAAAGAAACUGUAGCAAAACACCAUAAUUCACAGAACAAAGACAAUCAACAUACAGUGUAAUAAUAAUGAUACUACUACUACUAAUAAUAAUGAAAUAUUAAUCAGAGUACAAAAAUCAUAGAAUAAUAAUAGAAAAAUAAGAAGAAUAUCUGGAUACAUAUAGACAUAGUAUAUUUUCACCCAACUAUAAAGUAAUGCUGUCGUGCUACAUACACAUCUAUAUAUACAAUGGAUCUUAAAAUGUAGCCCAUAUAAAGCCCACCCAAAGCGAGAGACCUAAUGAUAAAACUAAUGCCUACCUCCAUCUUUCUAAAAUUUUUGAACCACUUUUGCAACACUGUUCUUACUAAUAAUAAGUAAGACUUUGCUGAUCUUCUUGUAGCCUUCACCUUUCUGGUGUAAAGAAAUCAUUUUCUUUCUCAGGACUUGUGUCAUUUCUUUUCCUUGUGCCAUUGCUGACAGCAGGAAAUGGGAAGGGCUUUGCUUUAAGUAACAUCUGUAUGUAGCCGACUGUCUGAUGGACACGUGUGGAAUGAGUCAUUAGACUGACCUGUGGCUGAUGCUUGUUCAAUUACACAUUUGGAGCCUAAAAUGGAGCUUUGCUCUGAGACUUUCAGUGGAGUGUACUCAUUUUUGCACCAACCUAAUUUGACUAAACUUGAAAAUUAUGUAAAAGUGAUAUUAUUAACCUUAGUUUUUUGUCCUAAGUUCAACAGAUGCUGUAUUAAACUUAGUGUGUGCACAUUUUGCAAAUAUUAUUAUUUAUGCAAAAGAUAAAGAACCUGAUAUAAGUUUUAAAAUUUUGGCCAGAUUUACAGUGUACUUUGGUGCAGGACUACACUACAAUUUAUUAAGCCAAUGAAGUUCAUUUUGUCUUAUGUAGUUUAUUUAUUGUAUGUACAGUAUACAGUUGAAAUAGAUCCCUAAUUAUGUGACGUCACAAUGAACAUCUUGACUUCAAACUCUAAUAUAAAGAAAA